UAACUUACUCAGAUAUAUGGACAAAUAAAGUUUCACCAUUAGAGUCUCUCUGAAUGAAACCAUGUCCUUUAGAUCUGCUAAAUUGUUUAACAACACCAUGUUCCUGUGGGUUAGAGAAAGCCCUUGCAGAUCUGUAAUAAGAAGAAUCGUAAAUUAUUGUACCAAUGCAAUCAAAUUCUCAUUUUAUACUACUCUUACGUUGAAUCGGUUCUUGUACGCCUGGUAAUUAUAGGACUUGGGACAUGAAGAGAAGGACUACCAUCUGGAGAGGACAAAUUAUGAAAACUGUUCGCUUUUAUUGGGGUUUCCAUUCUCUUACCAAGAAAGUUGCUACAAUUGGCACGCUAAUUCUCUUCAAGCUCUUACAGCUAAAUAAGUGUUAUCAACAGCUGUACCAGAUAAGGUUAUAUUUACCAAUAUUUGCUGUUUCUAAACGUAUUUUUUUUUAAAAUCUCAGCAAGGAUUUUUUUUUACAAAUUUUGUGCGCAGUGAAUGAUUUUUUUUACAAUAAUCCACCAAUGUUUAAUUUAGUAAUGAUUUUUUGCAGAAAAUGGCGCAAAAUUCAGAUGUAAUCAAUAGUUCCUGUAAAAUAUUCUAGGAGCGCUUGCAUCUCCAGGAUUGAUAUGUUUGACAUUACAGGAGAAGUGCGCAUCGUGGUAACAACAGAUCACAGUUCAGGCGGUAUACUAUUGUAAAUUGGUCGUUAUAGUUUAUUUCGUGCAAUCUCUGUUAAACAAAAAAUGGUUUGAUUUAUUGCUGCAGUACAUCACUAAACACUACAAGAAAAUGGUUCAGAAAUAUGUGUCCCCUGUUAGGGUCUACAAAUACCCAUUUGAACUUGUUAUGAAGGCCUAUGAGCGGAGGUUCCCCUCUUGCCCCCAGAUUCCUGUAGUAAUCAAUUGUGAAAUUAUCUCUGAUUGGACUUCACCUGACAAAUCAAUUAAUAAAACUGAAAGAAAAUGUAAACUCCAUGUUGACGCACCGUAUUUGUUGAAAAAGAUAAUCGGCGUAGAUCAUGUGUACUUCAUCCAGAAGAACAUUCUCAACUUGCGCACACGGACGUUGGAGAUUGAGGCCUACAACGAGAGUUUCCAGUCGCGUGUCAUGGUACUCGAGACCUGCAGAUACUUCGUUCAUCCUGAAAAUACUGAGUGGACUUGUUUUGAACAAUCUGCAGAAGUUGACAUCAAAUCUUUUCUAGGGUUUGAAAAUACCAUUGAAAAGUUAGCUAUGAAGCAAUACUCUGCUAACAUUGCUAAGGGUAAAGAGGUGAUGGAAUUUUUCAUCAAUGAAUUGAGAAGUGAAGGAAUCACUACUGUGUCUAGGUGGACAAGAGAUCCUACAUCACCUGAAAUCGAUGACGAAAAAGAAAUCAAUGAAGGAGAUGAUACUGUGACUAUCACUGAAAUUUCUCUUUGCUCUAAACCAAGACGUAACUCAGGUCAGCAGUCUUCCAAAGAUUGUCAAUCCCAACUUGAUUCUGAGUACAUUCAGAGAUAUCUUGGACAGCUUACUCUUAUGCAAGAAUCUAGACUUGUUCAGUUGCGGAAGUCAGUUGCUCAGCUGCAUAAGUCUAAGAUUCCUAGUGACACUACACUUCUGAGGUUUUUGAGGGCACGUGACUUUAACGUAGAUAAAGCACGGACUCUUCUUUCUGAAUCAUUGAGUUGGAGGAAGAAACAUAAUGUAGAUAAAGUUUUGUCUGAGUAUGUUGUACCGCAGAUCGUUAAAAGUUACUUCCCUGGAGGAUGGCAUCAUCAUGAUAGGGAUGGUAGACCUGUAUAUUUGCUGAGACUUGGUCAAAUGGAUGUAAAAGGACUCUUGAAAACAAUUGGUGAAGAUGGUCUUUUAAAACUUACAAUGCACGUUUGCGAAGAAGGUCUUAGAUUAACCGAAGAGGCUACACUUACCUCAGGGAAGCCGAUAUCUACCUGGUGUUUGCUUGUGGAUCUUGAAGGGCUUAACAUGAGACAUCUUUGGAGACCAGGAAUCAAGGCUUUGCUUCAUAUAAUUGAGAUAGUUGAAGCGAAUUAUCCAGAAACCUUGGGACGUGUUUUAAUAAUCAGAGCUCCUCGAGUCUUUCCUAUUUUGUGGACACUGGUUUCGACAUUUAUUGAUGAUGUCACCAGAACAAAGUUUCUAUUUUAUGCCGGCAAUGAUUAUCAAGAACCUGGGGGUUUGAUUGACUACAUUCCUGAAGAAUAUAUUCCAGAUUUUCUUGGCGGCCAAUGCAAAACAAAUGUCGUUGAGGGUAGUUUGGUGCCAAAAAGUUUGUACCUGACAGAAGGUGAACUCGGCCGUGAAGGAAAUCCUUUGACAGAUGAUAGUAUGUAUCAUUCUGUCAGCCUUUCGAAAGGACAGGCUCAUGAAGUAAAAUUAAAUAUAGCAGAUGCUGGAAGCGUAAUCACUUGGGAUUUUGAUAUCAUAAGGGAAGAUGUCACUUUUACUGUGACAAGAAGAAACAGUUCUCCUAAGCACAGCACUGCAGGUGAAGAGGAUUGUAUUAAGGUUGAAGGUCCCCUUUUAUGCAGGGAUGGAGAAAGCGUGCAGGGUUCGCACGUUUGUUCAACCCCUGGUCAAUAUUCUUUAUCCUGGAGCCACCAGGGUGACCAUAAGGCACAGCUGAUGUACUAUUAUGAGAUACUUUCUUCAGCUGAUUAUAGGGGUUCGAUGUCUAGUCUUCAGUCAGCAAACAGUUCAUUUUCUGCUCUCAGCACAUCACAAACUGCUACCAACAGAUGAUAUCGGGACUUUGGCUCUUCUCAACUAGAAGAAGAGCCUUAAUUUAUUUUUCCAUUCCUUUCUCGCUUCACUAGCUAAAUGUUUAUAAAAUACUCAAGAAUUGAAUCUUUUUUGCUGAUUUUGAUCAGCGGUUGAAAGCAUUCCGAUUCAAACUAAAUAGUGAAAUUAUAGCAAUCAGGUUGGUAUGUUAAUUUGUAAUUAUUGGAGGCGAUUGUAAUCUUAUUCAUAUGACAACACAACCUAUUAUUAUGUAUGUUUUUUUGUUUUAUUUAAUGAAUUAUUAUCACAAGUUUUAUUGACAUUAUGUUUCUUUCAAUUUAAUUGAAUUCCAAAGUAAUUCAGCCUAUAAGAGUUAUAAAAAUAUUGAAGGAUAUUAUAGUAAUAAAAUGCUCAAGAAGAAGUCAACUCUUCAUUAGAUUAAUUAAACAUUCAUGGUUGUGGAAAAUAAAAUUGAUUAAUGUUGUUACUUGUUGGGUUUUUGUAAAGUCUAAGCUAUUUUAGACAGUAAAGUAAAUUUAAAAAAAAAAUCAUUUUCGAUCGAAAUCUAUUUCAUUGUGAUAUUUAGUUCAGAUGUUAUCAGAAUCUAUGUAUGAAGUAUGCUUUUGAAAUCCUUGAAGACCUCUUCAAGUUCUUAAUUGGAAGGUAAAGCUGCAAAAAAAAACUCAUUUUGUAAGCGAGCAAUGUACUUUGCAGAUAGGGAGAAAAUAAAUAGAUAAGAUAGUAAACACAUACUCCAAUCAUUAAUGGUCUACUGAUUGGAUAUUUAGUUUUAUAAAGUUUUGGUUAUUUCUAUGAUAAUAAUGAAUUUCAAUAAUUUUCUGCAUAUUUAUCAAGUAAUCAUAGACUAAUAAUGAUGAUUGUUAAUUUUCAUAAAGGCUGUUAAAAUUUAUCAACGAAGGUUCUACCAAUUAGUCCAUCAUAGGUAGCUAAUGGAAGUUAUGUAAAGUAAGUGCAUUAGAAUUUUCUCAUUAAAAGAAAAAGGAGAAAAACAGUACAAAAAUUAAAAAUGUUAUCCAUUCAAAGUUCAACUAUUAUAUUUUUAUGACUGUUAAAAAUAUCAGAAUAUAUUUAAUCAAUUUAACAUUAUAUAUCCGGCAUAAAUGAAGCUUUUACAUUUUAUAAACCUUACUGUAUCUUUUAGUUUUAACUCGUUAAAGAUUUCAUUAGGUAAAUGAUAUGUAAAAUAUUUUUGAAAUUUUCAGAGAAAGCAAUUAUGUAUUAGAUUUUCUUAAAGCACUAAGUAGAUAGCAGUCAAUUACUAGUUGACCUAAAGUAAUAAAUUCUUAAAAUAUUUAAUGCAAGUCAAAUUACUGUGAAACAACUACCGUCAAGAUAUCACUUGAGGCGUCUGCUUACAAAAAGGGAUAAUUCCAUUUAAAUUUCUUUUUCUAUGUAUAGUUUGAAAGGUUCCAUUAUAUGAAGAAAAAAAAUGGUUGGUAAAAAGUUAAUUUACUCCUCAAAACAUAAAGCUGUGUAAAGUAAUUUUUUGUUUUCGUUUUGAAAAAAAAAAAUUAGAA
Messenger RNA from Nezara viridula (southern green stink bug), 4259 nucleotides. NCBI's taxonomy places the organism in Eukaryota, Metazoa, Arthropoda, Insecta, Hemiptera, Pentatomidae. The record is from the annotation of a GenBank genome assembly.